Messenger RNA from Cinclus cinclus, 885 nucleotides. RefSeq names its product killer cell lectin-like receptor subfamily F member 1. Bases 88 to 885 code for a protein of 265 amino acids. The transcript is spliced from 7 exons. The record is from RefSeq and is a predicted model, not a curated record. Lineage: Eukaryota; Metazoa; Chordata; Aves; Passeriformes; Cinclidae.
GGCUCUUUCCAUAGCUCCGAGGGACAGGCUCUUUCCAUAGCUCUGAGGGACAGGCUCUUUCCAUAGCUCUGAGGGACAGGCUCACGGAUGGCCGGGGACGUCACCUACGCCGCCGUGGCGAUGCUGCCAAGGGAAAGGCCAUGCGUUCCUCCAGGGACAUCAAACCCAGGAAACACGAUCACAUAUGCUGAGCUGCAUGUGAAGCCCCAGCCCCAAGGGAACAGCAGAGCAGAGACUUCCGCUCCUGGCUGCCGGCACAGGUGCUCAGCCUGGUUCUAUGUGGCACUGGUCCUGGCAGUCCUCAUGCUCAUCCUGCUGGGAAUCGUGGCCAUACAAGCCAAGCAGGUUUUGAGGGGCAGAGCAGGAAAAUCAGAGAGUUUGCCCCAGUAUGGUCUGAAUAGCAGCAGCAGUGACAUUUCUUCAGAGAAGACCGUCCCACCAGUGCUCCUGAAAUGGCUCAUGGACGAGCUGUGUGAAGAUGGACAGGGGACAACAUGUGAACUGUGUCCCCCCGGGUGGCAGCUGCACAGGGGCAGAUGUUACUUCUUCUCCGAGGAGACCAGGAGCUGGGAGGACAGCCAGAAAAACUGCCUGGCCAGGAAAUCCCAGCUGCUUGUCAUUGAGGAUGAAGUUGAGAUGGAAUUUAUAGACAACAAAGACAAAGAUACCAAAUAUAUCUGGAUUGGUUUGGAUACUGAAGACAUGGAGAAAACAUGGAGUUCAGUGGAAGAUCACAGAGUAAAAGAAAAGAGGACAGCUCUAAAAACCAUUGAAGCUGACAAGAACUGUGCUGUUUACAGAUGGAAAAACGUAAUCCAGGCAGACAACUGCCAGACAUUAAAGAAGUGGAUCUGUAAGAAGAACGCAACUUUGCUGGUGCUCUGA